CUUGAUUGUUUUUGUCUCCAGACAAUAUGGCCACGGACGGUCAGAUGUGAUUAUUUGACGUGUUUUCUUUUCUAUUUCUAUUUAUGUUUCAACGUCCCUUACGAGAUGGGUUUGACGCAGAGUUCGGAUAUAUCCGACGGAGGAACGUAUGGAUAUCACGUCCACGGUGUGCAGCCAAAUUCUCCUGCGGAAAAAUGUGGCCUGCAACCGUUCUUCGACUUCAUUUUGUCUGUGGACCACAAAAGACUUAAUGUCGAAAACAACCAGCUGAAGGAGGUCCUGAAAGCCAACAUGGAAAAAGCGGUGAGCGUGGAGGUGUACAGCACCAAGAACAUGAUGAUUCGUGAGCUGGAGGUGACACCCAGCAAUAUGUGGGGAGGACAAGGCCUGCUGGGGGCCAGUGUUCGCUUCUGCAGCUUCCAGGGAGCCAAUGAGAAUGUUUGGCAUGUCCUGGACGUGGAAGCCAGUUCACCUGCUGCACUGGCAGGCCUCCGUCCUCACACUGACUACAUUGUUGGAGCAGAUCAGGUGUUGCAAGAUUCAGAAGACUUCUUCUCGCUGAUUGAGGCUCAUGAGGGGAAGCAAGUGAAGUUGCUGGUGUACAGCGCGCUCACGGACGACUGCAGAGAAGUGGUGGUCACCCCGAACGGAGCAUGGGGAGGCGAGGGAAGUUUAGGUUGUGGCAUUGGGUAUGGCUACCUGCAUAGAAUCCCUGCACAGUCUGACAUAUCGACACCAAAGACCCCCGUCCCCCCUGCCCCUGAGGAGAGCCCACCUGCAGAGCUGCCUAACCACGGCUUCACAGAGGCACCGUUGAUGGCACCUUCAAGCCAAAGUGAGGAUGUGUUAGGGGUCACCCUCCAUGAUGCUUCUCUUACUCCACCCAUGCAGAGUGUCAUGGAUCCUGGCUUGUCUGAUUCUGAAUUGGCUGUAAUGAGCCCCGUUCAUGCUGAAUUGUUCGACAAGCUGGAUCUGUCAGUGUCGUCCGUCGACAUGAACAACACCUCCCUCGCGAUGAACGAUGAGAGAGAGAACGAGAUCUCCGGUGUUGAGGAGCUGGAUGGAAGUGAACUGCAUUCUUCCAAACAGAUUAACUCUCAAGAGCGGACCCCCCUGGCCUCCGUGGAUCUCACUUCUGCUAUCAUCAGUAGUCAAUCUGAUUCUGGCGUGUCAGCGGAAGAGCCAUCUUACUUCAACUCUUCUCACAUACCAGACUCCCUCUGCGAGUCAAGUCAUAGCCACAGUCCACCACUAGGUGCACCGUCUGUUGACCAGUCUAUAGACCCACUGGAGCCGUACAAUGAAGAACCUGCUUGUCCACCUGCUACUGAUGUUCUCCCAGGUGAGUCCCAAGUGGAUAAUGCACCCACUGAGCAAAGUGAAGAUCAGUACAAAGAUGAGGCUCGUGUGCAUCACUGUGAGCAUGGGGACACUGAGGAUCAACCACGAGAGCCAAAGUUUGAAUGAGACUGCAUCAGGCCAACCUCAAAAGAAGAAAAAAAAACAAGAUGGUGACAAUCCCUUCUUUUUUUUUUUUUUAAAGACAAGCAUUGUAUGUGUAUAUACAGUGCUCAACAUCGAGUACACCCCAACAGAUCUGUUACAAAAGUAAUUCAUAUUUUCUAUGGGACGUUUUACAAAAACACUUACUCUCACAAAUGUAGUCCUUUGGCACGCAAAAAUCUAGCAAAGACUUAACUUUUUUUAAAAGAAAAUCUGAUUCACAAGAAUUCAACGACAGGUUAAUCCGAUGAAAAAUUCAAAUUCUCGUAUUUACCGAGAAAUAAAAAGAUGAUCUACUCCUGUUGAGCACUACAGGUGCAUCUCAAAAAUUAGAAUAUUGUGAAAAAGUAAAAAAGAAUAUGACUAUAUAAUAUAAAAAUAUUGCCAUUCAUUUCAGAAAGUGAAACUUAUUUUAUAUAAUCGUUACACACAGAGUGAACUAAUAAGCUUUCUUGUAAUUUUGAUCAUUAUAGUUAGAAGAUAAUGAAAAAGUUAAAAUUCAGUGUCUCAGAAAAAUUGACUAUCACAUAUGACCAAUCAUAAAGGAUAUUUUACGCACAAAUGUCAGGCUUCUGAAAAGUAUGGUUAUUUCUAGAUCCUCGAAACUUGGUUGGGCCUCUUUUUGCAUGAAUUACUGCAUCAAUGCACCGUGGAACUGAGUGGGUUUAAUGGAAGCCCAGGUUGCUUUGAUAGCUGCCCUCCGGUCAUCUAUCUGCGUUGUUGGGUCUGGUGUCUCUUAUCGUCCACUUGACAACAGCCCAUAGAUUAUUAUUAUUAUUAUUUUUUUUUUAAUGGGGUUUAGGUCGGGGGGUUGCUGGCCAGUCAAGCGCAGUAACACCAUGGUAAUUGAACCAGCUUUUGGUACCUUUGGGAGCUGCCAAGUCCUGCUGGAAAAUCAAAUCUCCAUACAGCUUGUCAGCAGAGAGAAGCAUAUGAAUGAAGUGCUCUAGAACUUCCUGGUAGACGGCUGCAUUGACUGUAGACUUCAGAAAAGUGGAGCACGAAAAGCAGAUGUCAUGGCACCCCAAAUCAUCACUGACUGUGGAAACGUCACACACCAUUUUUUUUUUUUUGUCCCGCUUCUCCUCACUAGGGUCGCGGGCGAGCUGGAGCCUAUCCCAGCUGACUCUGGGCGAGAGGCGGUGUACACCCUGAACCGGCCGCCAGCCAAUCGCAGGGCACAUAGAAACAAACAACCAUUUGCACUCAAAUCUACACGUAUGGGCAAUUUAAAGUUUUCAAUUAACCUACAAUGCUUGUUUUGGGGAUGUGAGAAGAAACUGGAGUACAUAGGCUUGAAGUAUUUCAAUGUGUAAUAUAUAUAUUCACUUUCUGAAAUGACUGACAAAAUAUAUUGAACUACUUUUUCUUUUUCUUUAUACGUACAAUGGUGAGGGAGAGGAAGCAACUCCCGCAAAGGUACUGCAAUCUUAUGUAGUCCCCUCCAAAAGUAUUGGAAAGCAAAGGUCAAUUCCUUUUUUUUUUUUUUUUUUGUGGUACACUGAAGACAUUUGGGUUUCAGAUCAAAAGAUGAAUAUAAGACAAAAGUUCAAAAUUCCAGCUUUUAUUUCAUGGUAUUUACAUCUAGAUGUGUACAUCAACUAAGGACAGAGCACCUUUUGUUUGAACCCACCCACUUUUCAAGUGAGCAUAGGUAUUGGAACAUACAUUAUGAAAUUAACUUAAAGUGAAUAAGAUAUAAUAUUUGGUGGCAUAACCCUGACCUGCCAUAACUGCAUCAAGCCUGCAACCCAUUGACUUCACCAGACUGUUGCAUUCUUCAUUUGAAAUGCUUUUCUAUGCCUUUACUGCAGCCUCUUUAAGUUAGUUUCUGAGGGUUUCUCCCUUCAGUCUCCUCUUCAGGAGGUAAAAUGCAUGCUCUAUUGGGUUACGGUCCGGUAAUUGACUUGGCCAGUCUCAGACCUUCCACUUUCCCCCCCUGAUGAAGUCCUUUGUUGUGCUGGCAGUAUGUUUGGGGUCAUUGUCUUGUUGCAUGAUGAAGCGUCUCCCGAUUAGAUGCAUUUUUCUGUUAAUGGCCUGACAAAAUGGUUUUGUAAGCUUCAGAAUAAAUUCUGCUGCUACCAUAGUGAGUUAUAUCCUCAAUAAAGACUAGUGAGCCUGUUCCAGAAGCAGCCAUGCAAGCCCAAGCCAUGACAUUAGCUCCUCCAUGCUUCACAGCUGAGCUUGUGUGUUUUGGAUCCUCAUCAGAUCCUUUCUUUCUCUAUACUUUGGCCUUUCCAUCACUUUGGUAGAGGAUAAUCUUGGUCUCAUCAGUCCAUAAAACUUUGUUCCCAAACUUUUGUGGCUCAUCUCUGUAUGUCUUUGCAAUAUCCAAUCUGGCCUUCUGGGUCUUUUUGCUGAUGAGUGGUUUGCAUCUUGUGACAUGGCCUGUAUAUUUCUUUUGUCAAAGUCUUCUUCGAACAGUGGAUUGUGAUACCACUGACUGCUGUCGUUGUCUGUUUCUUCAUAGCUCUCACAAUGUUUCUGUGAUCAACCUGUUGAUACCCUUGGCCGACCUGUUCAAUGUCUGUUGCUCAGUACACCAGUAGUUUUUCAGGACAUCCUAAAUUGUUGUAUUGGCUAUGCCCAAUGUUUGUGCAAUAGCUCUGAUAGAUUAUCCCUCUUCUCUCAGCUUCAAAAUGCUUUGCUUUUCUCCCAUAGACAGUCUAUUUAUGUUUUGAUUUGAAACCCAAAUGUCUUCAGUAUUCAACAAAAACAAAGGAAUUGGCCUUUCCGUUCCAAUACCUUUUGGAUGGGACUGUAUGCUGUUUUUAUGUGACAUCAACAAGUCACUGCUAAUUUUGUUUUUACAGAUGUCACUUAGUGGAAGUGGACACAGGUUGUGAAACUGGAUUCUGACAUCGUAAAUGUAGUCGUGGACUUUAAAAAGAAGACAAAUCAUAUCUUAAGUACAUCACAACAGUAGAAAAAAAUAUUGAUGAAAUGACAGGUUUACCUUUGGGCUAGUUUAAUUUAUUAAGAUGCGUGCGCUGUUAAUGUAGUUCACUCAUGGCUUUCGUUUGAGUAAAGCUUUGAAGAGAGCAGUAGGUUUUUGUUUUUUGUUUUAGUGUAUGAAGCUAGAGCUAUUAACCCAUUCAGCUCAACACAACCCUAGAUCACAAAACUGUGCAGUUUUGUGAUCUAUGCAAUAUUAGACAACUAUUACUUAAAGAACAAGGCAAUUGAAUAGGUGACUUUUGUAGGUGUAAUUACAUAGUAAUGGUGCUGUUGAGUAAUGAAUGAGUUUUGUUUUUGGGGAAUGUCUUAAUAGUUGCUCAAGUAAAGUAUUUUUGCAGA
Phycodurus eques (leafy seadragon) is the source of this 4800-nucleotide messenger RNA. RefSeq names its product Golgi reassembly-stacking protein 1-like. NCBI's taxonomy places the organism in Eukaryota, Metazoa, Chordata, Actinopteri, Syngnathiformes, Syngnathidae. The transcript has 9 exons. Gene Ontology annotation, molecular function: protein binding. The record is from RefSeq and is a predicted model, not a curated record. Gene Ontology annotation, biological process: Golgi organization. The coding region runs from base 106 to 1467 and encodes 453 amino acids. Gene Ontology annotation, cellular component: Golgi apparatus.